AUGCCCAUCCUGGUCAUCAUCCCAGUCUUCAUCAUCAUGAUGAUGAUGAUUUCGGACUUCAGCUGCCAAAGCAAGACAUCAAAAUGCAACAGGGAAGGAACUGAGGCCGAGUUAAAUUACAAGCUUAAGAAAGUCGAGUGCGAUGGAGAUCCGGUGCGAGUGAAAAACAUUUCAUGCUACGUUAAGCCGAUCAAUUGGAGUACGGGUUUGGUGACCAUGGAUUCAUAUUUGACUGUGCCUAUGCUAAACCCAUAUAUUCGACUGCAGGUUUUGAAGAAGGACUACAGCAAUCAGUGGAAGCCAUUCCUAAUUGAUGCGUCCUUCACCAUUUGCGAGGGGAAAAAGAACUUUUAUCCCUAUGGCGUCAUAUUUUGGAAGCUGGUUAAGAGUUUUACCAAUGCCAAUCAUUCCUGCCCCUUUUCGGGACACAAAUUCGCACGAGGAGGAUAUCUGGAUUCUAGUCUAUUUCCUCCGUUUCCUCAAGGCUUCUACCAAGUCAGUUUGACAUUCACCGAUGUUAAUUCUACCCACAGCGAAUUUGUAGGCACUGCGAAAUUUUACAUGGAAGCCAUGGAACAGAUAAAAAGAAAAACGAAACCUGGUGUCUAA
This is a messenger RNA of Drosophila rhopaloa, 609 nucleotides long. RefSeq lists its product as uncharacterized. The coding region runs from base 1 to 609 and encodes 202 amino acids. The transcript has 4 exons. The record is from RefSeq and is a predicted model, not a curated record. Lineage: Eukaryota; Metazoa; Arthropoda; Insecta; Diptera; Drosophilidae.